UACACGAGCUUGUUAGAAGUUUGAUUUGAUAGACUCUCAUAUCAUAGCAUUGCCAGCGCCAUUGAAGACGGUCAGACCCUCUGGAACUUGAAACACCCUCAGCCCUUACAGCCCUCACCAGCUACAGAUUAAAGAUGGGUUCAGGUCGUUUUUCUCUUAUUCUCCAUAACAUCUACUCGACUCUUUUUCGACCACAUAUGCCUUAUCCAAACGACAUUUUUGGCAUAUUCCAGGAGGGCGUCAUCGGGCCUAUGGGACCUGAGUCAUGGGAGCGGCAGCUUUGCUUAGACGAUAGGUCCACAAAUUGUUAUAUCGACCACAUCGUGUUUUGUAAAUGCAAAGACGACAAGAAACACGAAUUCUUGUUGAUUUCCGUUCGCUACCCGGACCCAAACAUCACGAACAAGGCACUUGUGGUCGUCGACCGUUCACCCUCCGCUCCGUCACCCAACUCGUCUGUUCAUACCCCUCUAGGCUCUGCCAUUGUGUCACCGUCAGUCUCCGAUACUCCUGCCCAUGAUCGUAUUGUCAUCACCAAAGAAGACGAUAAAACGGAGUUGACUAAACCGUAUAAACCAUACAGGGAGCUCUGUACCCUUACAUUCUCCGAGUCUUGUCCCUCCAAUAUCACCGGAAAUUAUUUAUCGCCUUCUGUUCGGCAGCUAUGCAUCCUGUUGAAAGUCAUCAACAAACACGCCCCGCUCUACAAUCUUUAUGAGCACCAGUGCUACUGGUUUGCGAAUACCGUGUUUGACACGUUGAAGAAACUAUUUCCAAAUGCAGAGGAGAAGUGUAGUUCACACGACAUGCGCGCCAACUAUCACGGGUUGAAAUUCGACCAUCGUAACAGUAUAGAGACGAUAACUGAAGAAUAUAACAGGUCAUGGCGCGAGGCGUGUGACAGGGUGAGGGAGGAACAGAGAAAACGAGAAGAAAGUCGACGUAAAUUGAUUCAAACUGGGAGAGACGAAGGUAAUGCGGAACGAGAGCAACUCAAGGCUGAAAUGGAACACCAGAAGGCUGACAGUGCCCAACGCGAGGCUGAAAGUGCCCGACGCGAGGCUGAAAGUGUCCGACGUGAGGCUGAAAGUGCCCGACGCGAGGCUGAAAAACAGGCUGAAUUGGACCAACUCAAAGCGAGAAUGCGUGAAGACGAAAACCGUCAGUCUGACAAUGCGGCCUUCGCAGCUUGAAGAAGGGAUGCCAAGUUUGUUCUCGUAGCCAGGAAGACAGCAAAGCUGUCAAACAUGUCAUAUUCUUCCCAUUAUUUAUUUUCAUGGAGCAGACAGAGCGGCGUCUAUUACCCGCCACCCCCAACAUGUCUGCAUAUUCUAGUACACUGUUUCAGCUGUAAGUACCGUGCCAGGCCUCUAGUGUAGCUAAAUCAUCAUGACGGUUCGAAAGUGGGUAGUUUGAUGGUGCCACUUAAAUUAGACUCCCAUGCUGCUAUGUUGUAACGAUCCCCAGAUAGUUGCCAAAUGAUUAUGGAGAAUGUCGCUGCGAAUGAUGAUGAAGAAGUCUAUAAGCAUG
This is a messenger RNA of Serpula lacrymans var. lacrymans S7.9, 1530 nucleotides long. RefSeq lists its product as uncharacterized. The transcript has 3 exons. The coding region runs from base 135 to 1193 and encodes 352 amino acids. The record is from RefSeq and is a predicted model, not a curated record. Lineage: Eukaryota; Fungi; Basidiomycota; Agaricomycetes; Boletales; Serpulaceae.